UCAUCGACUUUGUCUGAAUUAUUGAAGUUAACUAACUAGCACUUGUGAUUGGCUGAUUUCAGUUUGAAGAAAGAAGAGGAGCAUCAAAAAGAAGAACGCGCCAAGCAUAGGUAAAGCUGAAGCACCAUGGUGAAUGUGUCGCCGCUGCCUAUAAACGAUGGAGAGAGGCCAUCCUCGUGUAGCUCCUCGUUCUCUAGCUUCUCCAACUUGCUAGACGUUGCAGAUCCGCUUGGCAUCAGUUCAUCAGCACGCGUGCAGGUCGCAGGAUUCAGUCAGCAGCUUCUUGACUCGCCCCAACGUGACGCGGGUCGAGGCGACCAACUACCGCAUCUGAUUGAGCAGCGACUGCUCGGCCUCCUGGGCGAGCCGCUGUCGGACACAGACCGCGUCAGUGUCCAACAAAUGCCACUGCGCCCCUGUGUCGCAGGGGAGAUGGUAGCAGUUCAGGACAGUGACGGCGUGUUGCGCUAUGGCAAAGUGCGCGACGAGGAGCUUACCAGCGGCGAAGUCAAAGUGCAAGUGUCCAAGAGUUGCAUUAGGUGGUACGCGGUGUCGCAGAUCUACUUUUUCCAGUCGGUUCGCAAGAGCGGCAAGAAUGUCGACAUGUGGAUAGAGAACGGGGACGAAGCAGACUCCCCUGUCGGAGUAAUUGCGGAGGUGAACACCCUGCUCGCACGAAUGAAUGUAUCACUGAGCUCGAGCUACGAGGAUUUGAUGACCGAGAUCUUGAGACUACAACAACGUACGACACUGGCGGAGAAAGCACGACGAGAGGCGAUGAAGCAGGUCAAUCUGGCCUUACGGCAGAAGAGAGAUGCGGAGAAGGCUCUCGUCUGUGUAGUGUGUCUGGAAGGGAUCGCGCUGUGGCGCGCUGCCAAGAGCUGCAAUGCCAAAAAGCUUCAGCAGUUCGUGAGUAAGGAGUCCGAUAGCGACAUCCAAGCUCUUCUGGAUCAGCCGCAUCCGGAGAAGGGCACCACCCCGUUGAUGGUCGACGGAGACUAUGCUACUGACAAAGGCAAACACCAGAGCACAGCGCUUCAUUAUGCGGCCUACAAAAACCGCACCGCCCAGUUGGAGUUGCUGCUUGAGGCUGGCGCCGAUAUAUUUGCCCUAAACGGCAAGGGACACACUGCGCUAGACGUGGCGAGACUCCGUGGACGGAAGGAGGCAGCGGCAACUCUGACUUCCCGGCUGCAGGUACAUAGCGGCUGGCUGUAUCUACGCUCCAAGUCGAUGCUGGGGUUCUGGAAGCGGCGCUGGUGCGUCUUGCUGGCCUGCAACUCGAAACGCACGGCGACUGAGCUCUGCCUUUUCCACGGACCGGACAAAGCCCACCCUGAAGCUAUUCUCUGGCAGGACAGCAUGUCUGAUACCACGCAUUGCUCGCCAGUUGAGCACGGGAAAGCGAACGGCUUCGAACUGAACACGCGUGUGAUUUACCAGAAACUCUUCGCUCGACACUACAGCCGGUACAAAUCGUCAGGUCGAACGCACGUCCACAAGGCAAACAUGCAGCCCCGCGAGUACGUCUUCGCAUGUGACACUGAAUCAGGGAGAGAUGCAUGGAUGAGGGCACUGGGGAGUCGACAGCGUGGAGGGGAGUGCUCCAGUACAACGGUUAGCUCCACGUAUGUGGGUUCUCCACGCAGAUCGAGCAUCGGCUCUCGUGCUACCGCACCAGUCGAAGACCACAGCAGCUCUGCUUUAUCCAUCCAAGCAUCCAAAUUGGGGUCAUUGGCAACCCCUGCACCAACCCAACCCGUGACCCGUGCAACAGCACCAACGUUUGUCGAAGACGACGACGGCUAUAUCUGGGGCGAUGCACCCGGGUCUCGAGCCACAUCCACGCCGGAAGUGUAUCCACUAGCGACGGUGAUCACUAUUAGUGGUGACCCUAAUGAGCCACAGGAGACCGAUGCAUUGUCUGUACGGAGAACCAACGGGACUCGGUCUGUAUCCCGUGCGGCCACGUCGCAGGUUGCUACGACUGUAUGCGAGCUGUAACGCAGGAAAACUCGUCGUGUCCAGUGUGUCGCGCUCAUGUGGAUGGCGUCGUUCGGAUCCAGGAUUGAGCACCGGAAUGCAUUUUUGUAACUGUGAGUUUUUAACCUUUGAAUAUUCA
Phytophthora infestans T30-4 is the source of this 2122-nucleotide messenger RNA. RefSeq lists its product as uncharacterized. Gene Ontology annotation, molecular function: protein binding. Bases 433 to 2004 code for a protein of 523 amino acids. The record is from RefSeq and is a predicted model, not a curated record. NCBI's taxonomy places the organism in Eukaryota, Oomycota, Peronosporomycetes, Peronosporales, Peronosporaceae. The transcript is spliced from 3 exons.